Messenger RNA from Quercus robur (English oak), 788 nucleotides. RefSeq lists its product as uncharacterized. Lineage: Eukaryota; Viridiplantae; Streptophyta; Magnoliopsida; Fagales; Fagaceae. The coding region runs from base 32 to 715 and encodes 227 amino acids. The record is from RefSeq and is a predicted model, not a curated record. The transcript is spliced from 2 exons.
ACCAGAAAUUCAGACCUCAAAAUCACCACUAAUGGCCAUUCUCUAUGUCUUCCGAUUCAUCUUCAUAUUCCUAAGCAAUCUUCACAGGAUAAAUUCAAGUACUUGCAAAUUGAAUUUUAGCCAAUUCCCAUAUGAAGCACAGAGUGAGUGCUUUGUCAUAGCUGCAAACUCUGUCCCAUCUUCUGUAACGAAGGCAUGCUGCAGCUCAGCCCUCCAAUCUCUCUUCAAAGCAAUGGCAAUAGAAGCCAACCACUCUGGGUCCAUAUUCCUCCAGUUGGCUGAAGCCAAAGAUUGUAGUAACACAUUCCAAAAUCUUCACCGGAGUUCAAAUCUUGCUAAAUGUGAACUCCAAGAUCUAAUAUCUUCUUCAACAGCAGAACUAUGCUCAAGUACCAUUGAUUCAAUCAUAAGUUUUCUUGGGAUCGAGAGAUAUAACGCCUUCCGAUCAAAUUGUACAAACUUAUAUGCUGGUAAUUAUAGUGAUGAGACAUGUUUUAAUUGUGUCAUGUCUUAUAGGCAGUCAUUACAAGCUCUAAGAAAAGGUGAUAGUUCAAAUGGCAAUAGGUGUAAUGAAGCUCUCCUUGUUAGUCUUGCAAGCUCAGAUGUGGAUUCCCAGAACUGGGUUCAGGGAACUUUUUCUUGUUUAUGGAAUGAAAUAGGUAAGAUUUCCCAGUUUUCAUUUAUGGAACAUAUUCCCUUUCAUUGCUUAGUUUGAAUGUUUUUGUUCCCUUGUGUUUCAGAGUUUUCAUGACCUACACAAACUCAUAGAAUAGGUGAGUGAACAGAAA